AUGGUGUGGCUAAGCUGGGACCUUGACGAAAGGCGGUACGUAAGGCUGAAGAUUGUCAAAUCGUCACAGCAAUUGACCAAUACGGCCAAGGACGAGAUUCAGAUUGAUGCGGAACGCCGAUCAGAAGCGAAACAAGACGGUGCACUGCUGAACGACUUCAGGAUAACGGGCAUCAAGGGGACGCACAUCUGUCUGGUGUUUGAAGAGUUGGGGCACAGCUUGCCGAAGUUUUUCCUGAAGAGCAACUACCGAGGAAUUCCACUGCCGAACGAAAAGUCCACCGUCCGGCAAGUGUUAGAGGGUCUCGAUUACCUCAUCCACACGGACAUCAAGCCGAGCAACCGCCAAACAGAGUUGAUCCGGCAGCAGCUGGAGCAUCAUCCCAGCUCGAUGACCGCGGAUUACCAGCGCCUGCUGCCGAACGGUGACCGACGAGGACGAAUCCGCUGCACCGCCCAGAAGCCUUCCAGCAACCCGUCGGCCCUGACCAGUCUGGACGCGUAUACUUCCAACAACAAUGACGACGUCCUCGGCAGCGAGAAGACAUCAUCCGCAGAUUCCCCAAAGCCUGUCACCACAGCUUCCGCAAUGCGCAUCCUCCACAGCCAAAAACCACCCUCGACAUCAGCGAGUCCAGGCGAAAAAUGUUGUCCCACGUUAUGGAACGUAAGGACCCUGCCUUGCACCCGGAUUACCUACGGGAUGAUAGCCUCGCCUGCACGAAAGGCACAACCGAAACAAAUCGUGCCCACCGUGAAACCUACGCCGGUUGCUGGAUGCUAG
Messenger RNA from Culex quinquefasciatus (southern house mosquito), 783 nucleotides. Its product is annotated as SRSF protein kinase 1-like. Gene Ontology annotation, biological process: regulation of mRNA processing; spliceosomal complex assembly. The record is from RefSeq and is a predicted model, not a curated record. The transcript has 3 exons. Bases 1 to 783 code for a protein of 260 amino acids. NCBI's taxonomy places the organism in Eukaryota, Metazoa, Arthropoda, Insecta, Diptera, Culicidae.